Molecule: messenger RNA, 1383 nt
Organism: Spea bombifrons (plains spadefoot toad)
Lineage: Eukaryota; Metazoa; Chordata; Amphibia; Anura; Pelobatidae
Gene: NMBR
Product: neuromedin B receptor
Exons: 4
Coding region: 1-1383 (460 amino acids)
Biological process (GO): bombesin receptor signaling pathway
Cellular component (GO): membrane
Molecular function (GO): bombesin receptor activity
Source: RefSeq, a predicted model, not a curated record
AUGACGGCCGAGGACGGCGAAGAGGGUGAUCCCCGGCGGAGAGCAGCGCUGGAUGACCUGAUGGAGGAUGCCCCCAGCCGAGGGAGCGGGACGCGGGACGGAGGCACGGCAGCAGCGGGACCCCCUGGACAGAUUCGCCGGCGAAAGGAUGCAGUAUACGCGUCGGAGUUUCUAAGACGAGUUGAUUCCUCUGAUGCACGAUCACUGGUGAAGAGGAUGAUUACCGGACAGAUAUCGUCAAAUAGUACCCUGAUACAGCUUAAUGGAAGUAAUCUAAAAUCAAGCGUGUUACCAGAGGCUGGUGUAUCCAAUGACCGUCAAAUGGCAGCUUAUAUUAUUCGCUGCGUUAUUCCUUCUUUGUACCUGAUAAUUAUUAUGGUUGGGCUUCUGGGCAACAUUACUCUGGUGAAGAUUUUUAUUACCAACAGUGCAAUGAGAAGUGUGCCAAACAUUUUUAUUUCCAGCUUGGCAGUCGGGGACCUGUUACUGUUGGCCACCUGUGUGCCUGUGGACGCCUUCCGCUUCUUCUUUGAGGAGUGGAUGCUCGGGGAAGUGUGCUGCAAGCUCAUUCCAGCCAUUCAACUCACCUCUGUAGGAGUGUCGGUCUUCACACUGACUGCACUCAGCGCUGACAGAUAUAAAGCUAUAGUAAAGCCAAUGGACAUCCAAACAUCAAGUGCUGUUCUGUGGACGUGUGUAAAAGCUACAGCUAUUUGGAUUAUUUCAGUGCUUUUAGCAGUUCCAGAAGCAGUGUUUUCUGAAGUGGCCCACAUCAACGCAACAGACAAUGUCAGCUUCACAGCCUGUAUACCUUACCCACUAUAUGAUGAGUUGCAUCCUAAGAUCCAUUCUGUGCUUAUUUUUCUAGUCUAUUACCUUGUUCCACUUACUAUAAUUAGUAUUUACUACUAUCAUAUAGCAAGGACUCUCAUUAAGAGUGCCCACAAUAUUCCAGGAGAAUUCAGUGAACAUUCCAAACGACAGAUGGAGACCCGAAAGCGCCUGGCUAAAAUUGUAUUGGUGUUUGUUGGAUGCUUUGCUCUCUGCUGGUUUCCUAAUCAUGUUUUGUACAUGUAUCGUUCCUUUAACUACAAGGAAAUUGAUCCAUCUUUGGGGCAUAUGAUCAUCACAUUAGUAGCAAGAGUUUUGAGUUUUUCAAACUCAUGUGUAAAUCCUUUUGCACUUUACUUGCUUAGUCAGAGUUUUAGGAGACACUUUAAUAGCCAACUCUUCUGCCGGAGGAAGAAACAGCAUGAGAGAUUGACCAGUUACACCUUGAAUUCCUCUGCUAUCCGAAUGACUUCUCUGAAAAGCAAUAUAAGGAACACAGUGACCAGCACCUCUUUCCUGAAUGGUCAUAGUCAUCAAGAAGUAUCAUUGUGA